Messenger RNA from Saccoglossus kowalevskii, 1259 nucleotides. Its product is annotated as ileal sodium/bile acid cotransporter-like. The record is from RefSeq and is a predicted model, not a curated record. Gene Ontology annotation, biological process: bile acid and bile salt transport. NCBI's taxonomy places the organism in Eukaryota, Metazoa, Hemichordata, Enteropneusta, Harrimaniidae. Gene Ontology annotation, cellular component: membrane. Gene Ontology annotation, molecular function: bile acid:sodium symporter activity.
CAGAAAUUACGCAGUGUUUUUAUUCUGUACAGCAGGGCGGUGUCCGUCACAGCAGCAUCCAGUGACAAACGUGUCGAUAACAGUCUGCCAUUAUGGACACAACGCCUGUACCUGAGAGCUCAGCCGAGCCCAUCAACUGCAGUGCAUUCGCUAUUAACGGUGAAGGACCGAUGCCACGACAAUGUCAGCAAGGACCACCCCAAAACCUAGUACUGGGGAACCAAAUUAACAUUACCGUAGCGCUCGUCGUCAUGAUGUUUGCCAUGGGAUGUACACUUACACUGAAAGAUCUGAAGUAUAUUUUUAUUAGACCUGUUGGACUGUUUAUUGGUUUCGUGUGCCAGUUUGGAUUGAUGCCUCUGAUCGGUUUUGCUCUGGCACAUGCAUUCGAUUUGUCACCAGGCCUAGCGAUUGGUACUAUUCUUAUUGCCUGCUGCCCUGGUGGAAUCAAUUCCAAUAUACUGACAUAUUGGACAGAGGGAGACAUUGCUCUCAGUGUGAGUAUGACAGCCUUUUCCACCCUGUUUGCUGUGGCUAUGAUGCCGUGGUGUUUAUUUCUGUACACCCGUAGUUGGCACUCUUUGGCAGACGCUGUAAUUCCAUAUGUUGAGAUAAUAAUAGCUCUGGUCACUAUUGUCUUUCCUUGCAUAUUUGGAAUGUUGGUUAGAUGGAAAUUUAAGAAAGCCGCGAAAAUUGUAGGUUUGGUUUGUAGUUUCGCGACAUUGAUUGCCAUGGUCGUUUUCUUCGUGCUUACUCUUCUUGCUUUUCCGCUCAUUUACGAGUCUGGAUGGCGAGCAUAUGCGGUGUCAGUGAUUUAUCCCCUAUGUGCGCUUUUCGUCGGGUACCUGUUGCCAUGGUUACUAAGACGUCCCCACAAGCAGUGUCGUACCAUCGCAUUUGAAACUGGUGUCCAGAAUGGCAUCCUGGCAAUGACCAUUCUUAACUUCCAGGCAUUGCAGGGAUUCUCUUCGGCCAUUGAAAUGAUGACUGUCCCCGUAUUAUACUCACUAGUAGUAUUUGCCGAGUCGUUCUUAUUCGUCAUCGCUUACUGGAUCUAUAAGGCAGUCACGAAAACGCAAGACGACGAAGCACCUCGUGAGUUGCAGGAAAAAGAUAUCUGGGCCGGAAAAUUAGCUUAUAUUAAUCCAAUGCUAAGUCCUCGUGGGAAAUAUUUGGAUCGAUCAGUUCAGACAGGGAUCAAUUUAUGGGGUAAUAAAGAUGAUAAAAUCAUAAUAGCAAGGCAGAACAGAGAUUACUAG